Messenger RNA from Aureobasidium musti, 1532 nucleotides. The record is from the annotation of a GenBank genome assembly. Lineage: Eukaryota; Fungi; Ascomycota; Dothideomycetes; Dothideales; Saccotheciaceae.
UCUUCACUCCAACCAUGAAAUUCCCCAAAAUCCAUAACCUGCAGUUUAUUGCUGUGGUAGCUACACUAGAUGGCAUGCUCUUCGGCUUCGACAUUUCCUCCAUGUCUGCCAUUAUCCUCACAGGCCAAUACAGAGACUUCUUCAACAAUCCCAGUGGAGAGCCAUUGGGUCUUCGCUUGCUGCUGGCUCUGUGUUUGGAUCAGCGAUCGCUGGACCUUUUCGAUUGGAUCGGAAGGAGGAAUUCGAUUUUUGAUAGCUGCUUUAUUUGGAUUGCGGGUACGGUGUUGCAGACGGCUACUAAUGGGUUCGGGAUGCUGGUUGCGGGAGGGUGCUUAAUGGUUCCCGCAUAUCUGGCCGAGAUUUCUCGUAAAGAAAAGCGUGGCUCGCUCAUCAUCAUCCAACAAUUGGCCAUCGAGGUUGGAAUCUUGGUGAUGUACUUCUUGGGCUAUGGCUGCACCUUUAUCGACGGUCCUGCUUCUUUCCGUACCGCUUGGAGUAUGCAGUUUGUCCCCUGCUUCUUUUUGAUGAUUGGCCUACCCUUCCUGCCUGAGUCUCCAAGAUGGCUCGCAAAGGUAGAUCGAUCGGAGGAAGCUAUUCAGACAUUGGCAGAUAUCCAGGCUGGAGGCAACGUGGAUGACCCUACUGUCGUCGCUGAAUGGGAAGAGAUCACGACAACGCUGGCUGCCGGACGCUCUGCUCUUCCUGGUUGGCGCAAAUUCGUAUACAACAACAUGUGGAAGCGAACGCUCACAGGCUUCUCCGUUCAGAUAUGGCAGCAAAACUCAGGUGCAAACGUGAUGACCUGUUAUGUCGUGUAUAUUUUCAGCAUGGCCGGCCUAUCGAACAAUGUCAACCUGAUCUCCAGCGGCGUACAAUACGCUAUUUUCAUCGUGGGUACCGCUAUCAUGUUCUUCUACGUCGAUAAAGUUGGCAGGAGACCAUUGUUGAUCUACGGCGCCAUCGCCAUGGGCAUAUGCCAUUUCGUCGUCGGCGGUGUGCUCAGUACUGGUACCUAUAUUCCCGAUGGCGUGGAUGGCAAUCCAAACAUCAAGAUCCGGGUAGGGGGAUCUGCUGGAAACACAGUCAUUGCCUUUUGCUGUUUGCUUAUUCUCCUUUGUUCCAUGACGUUAGCACCAGUGUGCUGGAUUUACGCGGCUGAGGUGUGGUCGUUGGAGACCAGAGCAACCGGCAUGGGUGUUGCAGCCAUUGGAAACUGGCUUUUCAACUUUGCAUUGGGCAUGUACAUUCCUCUUGGUUUUCAGAACAUUACAUGGAGAAUAUUCAUCAUCUUUGGUGUCAUGUGCUUCCUAGGAGCAGCACAGUUCUUCCUUACGUUUCCAGAGACAUCUGGGAAAACGCUUGAAGAGAUUGAGCUUCUCUUCUCAGGCGAGAUCAAGCCAUGGAAGACGAAGCCUGGUCAUUCCAAGCUGGACGAAAUGAUCAACCAAGCCAGAGACAAUCAUUUCACGAUUGCCGAAAAGCACAAACUUGGACAUCAUGAGCACGUCGAAGUGGUGGGUGACGAGAAGGUC